This is a messenger RNA of Colletotrichum orchidophilum, 2436 nucleotides long. RefSeq lists its product as uncharacterized. Bases 1 to 2436 code for a protein of 811 amino acids. The record is from RefSeq and is a predicted model, not a curated record. Lineage: Eukaryota; Fungi; Ascomycota; Sordariomycetes; Glomerellales; Glomerellaceae. The transcript has a single exon.
AUGCCACCACAAACCCGCUCCGGCGGCCGGGCUCCCGCUGACCCAUCUCCCGAUCGAGUUUACAAGUCUAGCAAGCCGGCAAAGCAGGCAAAGUUUCCACACCGACGAACCGAGGUUCGAACAUACAGUAGCCGUAAACCAACUGCCCGUGUUGCCAACCAUCAGCAAAAGACCUUAACCCAGAUGUUCGAGACCACGCGCUCGUCGCCGGUGCGCCUCGACCUAUCCGACGACGACGAAGAGACCAUGCCAAGGAAGAGGAGGAGAAAGACAACGGGAGACGAACCGACGCCCAGCUCAUCCUUUCACACCCAAACAUUGACGCAGAUGUCGCGAAGAUCUUCUGAGAAGUCAGCAGGGGAGGAGGAGGACGACUUAUGGCAAUUCCAGCCCUCGGAUGAUGAAGCGGAAAAGAUCCCGCCGAUGCUACGUUCCGCCAGCGACAAGGAGAAUCAAGCGCCUGGCAAGAAGCAGUUGAGCAACCCGCCAAGCAGGACACCGUCCGUCGUUCCGCAGACACCAACAAAUAAACGGGCUAUUAGUGAGAUUCCAUCAUCCAUAGGUAGUCCGCUCACCCCGAUGCUGGCUAGAUAUAGCCCAGCGCCCAAGAGGUCUCCCUUGAAAGACAAGUCUACAAAUACAAUGUCCCCGAUCCCGAAGCUCACUGCAUCGGUCAAACGCCCACGAACACUCACAGUCCAGGAUUCUUAUGCCACGACCGGGAGCCAGGGCUCAAGCCAAUUUAUAUCUCCAUCCAAAAUGCCACUACAGCCCACCAAAAAUGUUCGCUUUAUCACGCCUCAUCCUACGGCCAGUCUAGCUCCCAUGGAAGAGGAAGAAGACGACGAGGGAGAACGUGAGAUUAGCCCAUCCCCUCACAGGCCCCAAAGAUCGCCCUUGUGCGAAAUUGCAGAUUCUGAGGAUGAACUGGACGAUCUUGAAAUCCUGGAUGAGGAGGACGAGGAGUACGACGCCGUCGGCGAAGAUGUUCAGUUUCAGAUGGACCAGAUUCCAGCCUCUUCAGAGGAGAAAGCGGCUUCCAAAGAAGCGUCCCCUGUUGAGGAAGGCGACUCCGAUAAGGAAAACGUUGCCCCUAGUGCCAGAGAGAGUGAGGAAGAAGAGGCAGAGGAUGCUACAGUGGUUUUGUCGAAACCUUUCGUCUUUGCCAAGCUGGGACGCCAGGAUUCGGAUCGUAGAGAGACUGUUGAGGUCAUCACGUCUUCCCCGGAGCCUACGCACAACAGUGGCUCUAGCGUUCUUCAAAUAGCAAACAGGGAAACCAACGACGAGUCUGUGUCACAGACAACACCAACACAGAGCCCGAAAACACCCAAGGCGAAAGGGAAGGCGGCAGUCGAAACACCAAAGACUCCCCACACCCAAGGGCUGGAGAGCCAGCGGUUGCCCUUCGAUGUCAUUCGCGGCAUGGGCCGUCAGGGCGAUCGGACCGACAUCUUCAUUUCCAUACAUCCCGAGCACAUGGAGGCUAUCGUGGCCGGUGAUAAAAACCAUGAGUUUCGCAACUACAAAAUCCCCCAUACUGUCACCCGCAUGUGGCUUUACAUCACGAAGCCUGUUGCGGAGGUGCGAUACAUGGCAUGCUUCAGCGAGGCUAGAUCUCCUGGCGAGAUUGAUGAGGAUGGGGUCGGCAACGCGGAGUUCAACCAAAACCAGACCUCCAAAUUUGCCUAUCAUUUACGCAAGGUCUACCAACUGAAUGAUCCGAUGCCUCUACAGGAAAUGAUUGAGCUGGAUUGGCUUCAUGGGCCACCGCAGAAGUACAACUACGUGCCUCCCGCAGUUGUCGGACAAUUGAUGGCCAACCUGCGCUGCUGCAUCGUCGGCAACGACAAAGAAGAGGAUGACGAUGCCGUACCGGACCCCGAGAUGGGCAGGAAGGAGUCUUCGCCGGUAACCAUAGAGCCAUCAGAGGAGCGGACGGUAUCUCAGGAGCUUGCCGAACAACUCAGAAGCGAUAUUGAGCACUCCACUCAGCACCACUCGUCCGACGCCGACCUGCUAGUACCGUCAAGCCAGACGCCUACCAAGAAUCGCGGUCGAAAGUUUGGCACGGAGCUCCCUCACUUCACCAAGCCUGCUCCACCCCCGACGCCCUUCAACCGUCCGCCCAAUCCGACGCCGCGGCGCGCGGUGCGGCCCUCGCAAGCGACGACGGUCAGCCAGACGUCGAGCCCCUCCCAAUCGCCCGUCAAGUCCGCGCCGCGGCGGCCGACGCAUGCGAACAACUCGAGCCUGCCCAUCUUUGUGGAUGACGAGGACGAGGACGAUAGCCCCGUUCGCCUGUCGGUUGGGACGUUCCAGAUGGAUUCUUCGCAAUUGCUAUCCAAGAGCCAGAUGCUGCCCGAGAGUCUGCUACGGGAUGACGACGACGAUGAUAUUAUUGUGUUUGAUUCGGAUCAGGAUGAUGAACUGUAG